Notechis scutatus (mainland tiger snake) is the source of this 1297-nucleotide messenger RNA. It is a transcript of the gene MRPL10, whose product is annotated as mitochondrial ribosomal protein L10. The record is from RefSeq and is a predicted model, not a curated record. Lineage: Eukaryota; Metazoa; Chordata; Lepidosauria; Squamata; Elapidae.
AUCCCCACUCCCGUGAUGCUCUAUUCUGGCAUCCACGUUUUUUGGAAAUGGCUGCUGUUGGCGGUUGGGGUAUAAGGAUAUGUAAAACCGACUGGCUGCCCACCUUGCAGCUUAUCCGUCAUGGCUCCAAAUCUGUCACACGUCACUGGAAACCGAUGCAUAUUAUGAGACAAAAGCUGAUGGCAGUGACUGAGUACAUCCCACCAAAACCUCUGACUUCAGAGACCUGUAUGAAACCCCAUGUCAUUCUUCCUAAAGAAGAGACUGGCUAUGAAAGACUAUUAUUGCGUCAAGUGAAACAAAUAUUUCUUGAGAAUAAAAUGAUUGUUGUGUGCCAAUACAAUUAUAUUCCUGGAAAUGAUAUGGUAUUAUUCAGGCAUCGGCUGCGAAAAUACGAUGUCCAUGUUAAAUUUUUUCCCAAUAAGAUCAUGAUUCCCUUUCUUUUGGAAUCGAAAUACAAGAAUCUCCUCCCUCUUUUUGUGGAACGCAACCUUCUACUUGUCAGUAUGGAAACAAAGGCUCGAGAAACACUUCAAAUCCUGAAGCGUGUGCCACAGAUUAAUAUGUUAGGAGCUUGCAUCGAUAAUGUCAUCCUAAGCAAACAAGGCUUUGUAAAUUAUGCUAAGCUGCCAUCUAUAGUAACUGCCCAGGGAGAAACUGCAGGUGUAUUCUCACUCAUGACAUCUCACACUAGCAGACUUCUGCAGCGUGGUUCUGUUCAUCUCAGUUCGUUGCUGGACCAAUAUGUUCAACAGGAAAAUGAAAAAGUUGAAGAAAAGCAGAUAGGAACAUCAGCUAAACUGCGAGCAAUUUAAUUCUUCAGUGUAAAAUUGUCAUUUUUUUUGUUGCAUGCCAUGGGUUAGUGGGAGGGGUUAAUUAGUAUGAUUGACCACGUGGAGAAAAAUGCUGCAGAACAAGACUAUAAACAAGGAAUCUUAUUAACUAUUUGCUUAUUUAAUACUACAUGUUUAUAAAAUUUUAUUGUAUGUGGAGGACCAUAGGUGUUAUUUAAAUCACAUAUGUUCAGGUGCGGUACAUAGUUUAAAUAUGAAUACAAUUUUAUUAAUUUGCAUAAUUUCUGGUUUAGGUUGGGCAAGAAACAAUCUUUAAUAGGAACUUAUGUAUUUAUUUUAGACUGUUUAUAUAUCAUAACUUAUCAAAAUAGAUUGGUUGAUAAAGUUAAGUUUUAAGAACUUGGAUUAACAACAAAAUAAAAAUGAACUUCCAAGAGAUCCAAAAUGAAACCAUAUUGAAACCAUGUAAAAAACAACAAACUAUUUACUCUGGCACCAAACAG